Messenger RNA from Arabidopsis thaliana (thale cress), 1164 nucleotides. Its product is annotated as TRAF-like family protein. The transcript is spliced from 7 exons. The coding region runs from base 1 to 1011 and encodes 336 amino acids. The record is from RefSeq and is marked reviewed. Lineage: Eukaryota; Viridiplantae; Streptophyta; Magnoliopsida; Brassicales; Brassicaceae.
AUGGACACUCAAAAAUGGAGUAUAGGUUUCAUAUCUCUCGCUUUUCUCUUCAUCACUUCCUCUUCCGCUGAGCUCCUCAUUAAACAGAGGAAUAGAAUACAACAGUUCUCACAGUUCACGAAUGGAGUGACAAGAGUGUGGAGGGAUGACCGACCAUCGGAUAAGAUUCUUUCGAUAACCAGCUUCUCAAUAAUUAGGACGAGACCUGAACCCUAUGAAUCCUCUGUUUUUGAGGCUGUUGGUUACAAAUGGAGAUUGGUUUUGUACGUGAAUGGUAAUGAAAAGGACGGUGGAAAAGAUCAUGUUUCACUUUACGCGAAGAUCGUAGAGACAGAAUCUCUUCCAGUAGGAUGGGAAGUGAAUGUUGAUCUCAAACUCUUUGUCUACAAUGGAAAGCUAAACAAAUAUUUGAUUGUUACAGAUGGUACAGUGAAACGAUACAACAAUGCGACAAAAGAGUUGGGUUACGGACAACUUAUUCCUCAAUCAACAUUCUACGACGGGAACGAUGGGUACCGUGAGCAGGACACUGGUACAUUUGGUGCUGAGAUCUACAUCGUUAAACCAGCCCAACAAAAAGAGAAAGUCACAUUCAUAUCAAACCCUCCAGACAAUGUUUUCACUUGGAAGAUACUUCAUUUCUCUACCUUGGAAGAUAAAGUCUAUCAGUCUAACGAGUUUCUUGUUGGAGACCGAUACUGGAAAUUAGGAUUAAACCCGAAAGGAGGCUUAGUCCCAAUCUUCCUAUAUGCUCAAGGCUUUAAGGCAAACGCAGUUGUUACAACCACUUAUGCAGCGACUAAUCUGCGGUUAAAGAAUCAACGAAGCAGCAACCACGUAACAACAUAUACUGCAUAUUGGUACCUGAUUCCAAGCGGAUUAGGUUUGGGAGUGAACACUAUACCGUUAUCAGAUGUAAAAGAUGCAUCGAAAGGAUAUGUGGUGAAUGAUUCCAUUAUCAUUGAAGUUGAAAUGCUUACGGUCUCGGUGACGAACAUUGUAUCCGCUUAAAGAUCUCUACUUCUUUACCAUAGUUCAAACAACCUUAUGAAGAAAGAGAUGUUUGUAAUAAGACAACGUUAAUGUUUGUGAUGUAGUCGUUACUUCGGUUUUUCCGAGUUUUCUCUUUUCUGUUUUGUUAUCAAUGAAAAUAAAACUCUCCGG